Messenger RNA from Lutra lutra (Eurasian river otter), 13540 nucleotides. RefSeq names its product homeodomain interacting protein kinase 2 (gene HIPK2). Gene Ontology annotation, biological process: peptidyl-threonine phosphorylation; smoothened signaling pathway; intrinsic apoptotic signaling pathway in response to DNA damage by p53 class mediator. Gene Ontology annotation, molecular function: transcription coactivator activity; protein serine/threonine kinase activity; SMAD binding. The transcript is spliced from 15 exons. Gene Ontology annotation, cellular component: nucleus; PML body; cytoplasm. Bases 390 to 4160 code for a protein of 1256 amino acids. NCBI's taxonomy places the organism in Eukaryota, Metazoa, Chordata, Mammalia, Carnivora, Mustelidae. The record is from RefSeq and is a predicted model, not a curated record.
CAACUUUUGCCGAAGCCCCCACACACAGCCAUGCUGAGCUGAGCUCCGGCCGGGCACUGGCCGCGCGCUGCCCGCCCCGGCUCCCGCCCCACCGCGGACCCGCUCGGGGGCCGCGGCCGCCCGGCCCCUCGGCCUCGGCCGCUGCGCCCGCCCGCCCGGCCGCCCGGAGCCCCGCGCAGGGCCCGGCCGCGGCGGCGGCGGCGGCGGCGCCCGGCCCCCUCCCCCGGCGCCGGCCAAGUGAGGCGGUGAUGCGGGCGCUGGCGGCCCCGGCUGCGCCGAGAGCGGAGACACAGGCUCAAGAUGGCAGAUUCCGACUGAGGCUGGGGGGGCCGAGCUCGCGCGCCGCGUUCCCUUCUCCGUUGCCAUGAAUCGCGGACACCCCGGCCCCGAUGGCCCCCGUGUACGAAGGUAUGGCCUCACAUGUGCAAGUCUUCUCCCCUCACACCCUUCAAUCAAGUGCCUUCUGUAGUGUGAAGAAACUGAAAGUAGAGCCGAGUUCCACCUGGGACAUGACUGGGUACGGCUCCCACAGCAAAGUGUAUAGCCAGAGCAAGAACAUACCACCUUCUCAGCCAGCCACCACAACCGUCAGCACCUCCUUGCCGAUCCCAAACCCAAGCCUACCUUACGAGCAGACCAUCAUCUUCCCAGGAAGCACCGGCCACAUAGUUGUAACAUCAGCAAGUAGCACUUCUGUCACUGGGCAAGUCCUCGGCGGACCACAUAACCUAAUGCGUCGAAGCACUGUGAGCCUCCUUGAUACCUACCAAAAAUGUGGACUCAAGCGUAAGAGCGAGGAGAUUGAGAACACAAGCAGCGUGCAGAUCAUCGAAGAACAUCCACCCAUGAUUCAGAACAAUGCGAGUGGGGCCACUGUAGCCACUGCCACCACAUCGACUGCCACGUCCAAAAACAGUGGCUCCAACAGCGAAGGGGACUACCAGCUGGUCCAGCAUGAGGUGCUGUGCUCCAUGACCAACACUUACGAAGUUCUGGAAUUCCUGGGCCGAGGGACGUUCGGGCAGGUGGUCAAGUGCUGGAAGCGGGGCACCAAUGAGAUCGUGGCCAUCAAAAUCCUGAAGAACCACCCAUCGUAUGCGCGGCAGGGUCAGAUCGAGGUGAGCAUCCUGGCCCGCUUGAGCACGGAGAGCGCUGACGACUACAACUUUGUCCGCGCCUACGAGUGCUUCCAGCACAAGAACCACACAUGCUUGGUGUUUGAGAUGUUGGAGCAGAACCUCUAUGACUUUCUGAAGCAGAACAAGUUUAGCCCCUUGCCCCUCAAAUACAUUCGCCCCGUCCUCCAGCAGGUAGCCACAGCCCUGAUGAAACUGAAGAGCCUCGGUCUCAUCCAUGCCGACCUCAAACCGGAGAACAUCAUGCUGGUAGAUCCUUCUAGACAACCGUACAGAGUAAAGGUCAUCGACUUUGGGUCAGCUAGUCACGUGUCCAAGGCUGUGUGUUCCACCUACUUGCAAUCCAGAUACUACAGAGCCCCUGAGAUCAUCCUUGGUUUACCGUUUUGUGAGGCAAUUGAUAUGUGGUCCCUGGGCUGCGUUAUUGCGGAGCUGUUCCUGGGCUGGCCGCUCUAUCCGGGGGCUUCCGAGUACGACCAGAUCCGGUAUAUUUCACAAACACAGGGUUUGCCAGCUGAAUAUUUAUUAAGCGCAGGGACAAAGACAACUAGGUUUUUCAACCGUGACACAGACUCACCAUAUCCUUUGUGGAGGCUGAAGACACCAGACGACCAUGAAGCAGAGACGGGAAUUAAGUCAAAAGAAGCAAGAAAGUACAUUUUCAACUGUUUAGAUGACAUGGCCCAGGUGAACAUGACAACAGAUUUGGAAGGCAGUGACAUGUUGGUGGAGAAGGCAGACCGGCGGGAGUUCAUUGACCUGUUAAAGAAGAUGCUGACCAUAGAUGCUGAUAAGAGAAUCACUCCAAUCGAAACCCUGAACCACCCCUUCGUCACCAUGACACACCUACUCGAUUUUCCCCACAGUACACACGUCAAAUCAUGUUUCCAGAACAUGGAGAUUUGCAAGCGUCGGGUGAAUAUGUAUGACACAGUGAACCAGAGCAAAACCCCCUUCAUCACGCAUGUGGCCCCUAGCACAUCCACCAACCUGACCAUGACCUUCAACAACCAGCUGAACACUGUCCACAACCAGGCUCCCACCUCCACCAGUGCCACUCUUUCCUUAGCCAAUCCCGAAGUCUCCAUACUAAACUACCAAUCUGCACUCUACCAGCCCUCAGCGGCGUCCAUGGCUGCAGUGGCCCAGCGGAGCAUGCCGCUGCAGACGGGAACAGCCCAGAUCUGUGCCCGGCCUGACCCCUUCCAGCAAGCUCUCAUCGUGUGUCCGCCCGGCUUCCAAGGAUUGCAGGCCUCGCCCUCGAAGCACGCUGGCUAUUCCGUGCGAAUGGAGAAUGCCGUGCCCAUCGUCACUCAAGCCCCAGGAGCACAGCCUCUUCAGAUCCAACCAGGUCUGCUCGCCCAGCAGGCCUGGCCAAGUGGGACCCAGCAAAUCCUGCUUCCCCCAGCAUGGCAGCAGCUGACCGGAGUGGCCACCCACACGUCUGUGCAGCAUGCGACUGUCAUUCCCGAGACCAUGGCAGGCACCCAGCAGUUGGCUGACUGGAGGAACACCCACGCUCACGGCAGCCAUUACAAUCCCAUCAUGCAGCAGCCUACCCUGUUGACUGGUCAUGUGACCCUUCCUGCAGCCCAGCCCUUAAAUGUGGGCGUGGCCCACGUGAUGCGGCAGCAGCCAACCAGCACCACCUCCUCCCGGAAGAGUAAGCAGCACCAGUCCUCUACGAGAAACGUCUCCACCUGCGAAGUGUCCUCCUCGCAGGCCGUCAGCUCCCCUCAGCGGUCCAAGCGCGUCAAGGAGAACACGCCUCCCCGCUGCGCCCUGGUGCACAACAGCCCGGCCUGCAGCUCCUCGGUCACAUGCGGCUGGGGCGACGGGGCCUCCAGCACCACCAGGGAGCGACAGCGGCAGACGAUUGUCAUUCCUGACACCCCCAGCCCCACAGUCAGCGUCAUCACCAUCAGCAGCGACACAGAUGAGGAGGAAGAACAAAAGCAUGCCCCCACCAGCACUGUCUCCAAGCAGAGAAAAAAUGUCAUCAGCUGUGUCACGGUCCACGACUCUCCCUACUCUGACUCCUCCAGCAACACCAGCCCCUACUCUGUGCAGCACCGCUCUGGGCACCACACCAACACCUUUGACACCAAGGGGGGCCUGGAGAACCACUGCACCGGGAACCCCCGCACGAUCAUCGUGCCACCCCUGAAAACCCAGGCCAGCGAAGUGUUGGUGGAGUGUGAUAGCCUGGUGCCAGUCACCACCAGUCAGCACUCGUCCUACAAGUCCAAGUCCUCCAGCAACGUGACCUCCACCAGCGGUCACUCUUCAGGGAGCUCGUCCGGAGCCAUUGCCUACCGGCAGCCGCGGCCAGGCCCGCAUUUCCAGCAGCAACAGCCUCUCAAUCUCAGCCAGCCCUCUCCUGGUGCUUCUCCUUCUCCAGGCUCAGCAGCACAUCACCGCAGAGCGCGCCGGGAGCCACCGCCGGCAGCAGGCCUACAUCACUCCCACGAUGGCUCAGGCCCCGUACUCCUUCCCGCACAACAGCCCCAGCCAUGGCACUGUGCACCCCCACCUGGCCGCCGCAGCCGCAGCAGCCCACCUCCCCACCCAGCCCCACCUCUACACCUACACGGCACCCGCGGCCUUGGGCUCCACCGGCACCGUGGCCCACCUGGUGGCCUCCCAAGGCUCAGCACGCCACACCGUGCAGCACACUGCCUACCCGGCCAGCAUCGUCCACCAGGUCCCCGUGAGCAUGGGCCCCCGGGUCCUGCCCUCGCCCACCAUCCACCCGAGUCAGUAUCCAGCCCAGUUUGCCCACCAGACCUACAUCAGCGCCUCUCCAGCCUCCACCGUCUACACUGGAUACCCACUGAGCCCCGCCAAGGUCAACCAGUACCCUUACAUAUAAACACUGGAAGGGGAGGGGAGGGGAGGGAGGAUGGCCAGAGGGGAGGAGGGCGGAGGGGCAAGGUGGGAGCUGGGCUUUUUAUACUGAAGAUGCGGCACACAAACAAUGCAACGGGGGCAGGGGGGGCAGGGGGCAGGGACGGAUACAAAUGAAACUUGAACUAGGAGGUAGGGGGACUUAGAGCAGAGAAGAGAACAUUUUAAAAAAGAAGGGAUUGAGGAGGGGGAAUUCUAUGCUUUUUAUUUUAAAAAAAGAAAAAGAAAAAAAAGAAAGCAUCAGUAACAAAGAACACAGCUCACGAACCCAUUCUGCACCAAGCUGGAAAGGAGAAGAAGAGAGCAAUGGAAGAUUCUGGAAGUGGGGGGGCCCCAGUUUUUGAAAGAACUUUAUCUAUGAACUUCUCAAAGAUUAUUUUCAUAUGGCGGCAAGUGACAUUUAAGAAUUUGCUGUCGGGGACACCUGAUACGGAAAUCCAAUAGAUUUUUAAUGAUGGAACAUAAGAAUUAGGGAUUUUUCCAGAACUCUGAAGGGUCAGCAGCCCUCUAGAAGGUCGGGCCGUGGCCUGAGGAGGCUGAUAUUGGGGGAAGUGGUGGCGUGGGGUCGGCCAAGCCCAUUGUGGUUCGUGUGUCAGGACUGGUUGGGGCAGGGGUGGCCAGGCUGAAGGACGCCUCCCCACCGCAAAGAGGGCGCGUUUUCUCUUCCGGAGCACUCUGGAUAAAUCCCUAAGCAAUGUUACUCCUCCAGUGUCAUUAAUAUUGUGUGUUGCAAACUUGAGGGGUUUUCUUUUUUUUCCUUUCCUGAAGGUUUAUUUUCUCUUUGAACCAAUCCCUAGUCACGUAGCAUAGGACUAGCGGUCGUCGCCGACACCCUGGUAGAAUGUAGCAGUCAGCACCCCCGUUUUCUACUUUGUGUUCAACUCCAGUGAUACCAAUAGACUAUUCCUCAACGUAAUUGCACAAAAAAAAAAAAAAAAAGUGAUAGAACAUAGGCAUGUAAGCAGUGUGGUGGUCCAGGUGUGCGAGCGUGGGCGAGUGUGUGCGGGUGUGAGCGCGGAUGCCGCCCUCCCCGUGUGUCCCUCGGCGCCGCCAUCACGGCUCUCGCAUCCUGGGUUUGACACCGGUCCCUCCUAGUGCCUUACCGACCCACAGACGCGGUGUGAGGGGGAUUCCGCGGUACUCCUAGACGCGCACUGAGGCGAGUCCCGUCAUCUCAGCUCUUCUCUCGUGCUGUUGCAGCAUUUUACUCUGGUCUUUCCUUGUUUUCUUUUCUUUUUAUUUUAAUUUAAUUUAAUUUUGAUACCUGUUGUCUUUUUUGAGCUGUCUGCUAGCAGAGGGGUAUCAGGGAGUUGGCAGGAGCAGGGGGCAGGGUGGGCAGGUGCCCCGGGAGCUUAAGAGAGAUGUGGGCGGGUGGACCAACCCUGACUUGACUUUGGAGACCGAGAGCACGAGAGAUUCCCCACCCUGCACCUCCCCCGACUCUGCCUCCAGUUUUGCUUGGGGGGCCGGCUCCUACCCUUUGCGGGGGCAGAGGUCCCAUCCGCGUUGCCGGAAUGUUGCCCUUGCCAGGUGGCUGCCUCCUUCCUGAUACAGGAGCCCAGGGGAGAGGAGGCCACCUGCCACCUCCGGGCUUGGCACAGCCUUCCUGUCUGCGAGGUGGACCCCACCCCAGGCCCUCACACCCACCCCACACUCUUGCACGCCCCUAUCCGUCUCUCUCAUUGCGCCGACUGCGUAUUGCUCUCCCAGUUCUGCUGGAUCCUUCCCUCGUGGACAACCAUCAACCUUUGUUUGCUGCUGCAUCUUUCCUCUCGCUACCGGGCCUGCCCAAGACUCGACUUCGUUUUUGGUCUUAGAGGGGUCUGGUGGGCAGAAGGUCAGAGGGACGUUUAUGAGGGUGACGAGUGGGUCUUACACUGCACUUUGGAACACUCCCACAGGCGCUUAAGUUUCCAAAGAAAUUUGCCCUUUGCCCUCUUUGUACCAUUGAUACAUUCUGGAAGUUUUCUCAGGCUUUGAACACUGCUAGGGGGGUGGGGGGGUGGGAUAUCUCCAUUCAUAGCAAAACUACUCUGCGUACAUGAAUGUUGGGAGACUCUCAUCUUAGAUGGGGCUUAGAAGGGUGGCCCUAAUUGUUUGAUUCUUGAUGCUGAGUCCUAACUGAUCCCAAAGCCAAGUCUCCAAGGGGCAAAGAGAUGGUUCCCAGCUGGGGCAGUUUGUCCUCCUGCUCCCUGCCCCCUGCAAUUUCCCGCCACCAUCUACUGUGAACAAUGGUUUUAUUGUGAUCCCCUUAAUUCAGUAACAAAGCCAGGCCAUUACCUUAGCUGUUAGCUGUGAAAUAGCUGUUAGCUGUGAAAUAACUUUGGAAAUUCCUCCUCCCCAACCAUGAAUUCUGCUCAUCUUACAAAGAAAUAGGUCCCCGAACUGGAGCCAGCUUAGUGCCGGCCUGAGGCUGGAAGGAAAGACACCAUGACCCCCCCGGAGGCACACACUCAGGCAGCCCCCAGUCCCUGGCCAGUGAGCCUGCGAGAGGUUCGCCCCAGGGCAAGACACUCUCCUCGGGGACCCACCAACUGACCGAUUGAUGGAUACUCCUUUCCCGGGACAUGGGGAAGGGCCAUCUCCCUAAGACCAGUCUGGAGACAGUGGGGGAGAAAAGUCGUCAGAGGACAUAUGAGCCAGAGCCCUCUCAGAGCCAUGCCAGCCUGGAAGACCCACCUGUCCUGACUUGACAGCAUCCGGAUGGCAGCCGAGCCCCGUCCCGUGUCCUCCUGACCAGCGACAGAAGUCUUGGCUGCACGUGAGACCGCAGCGGCCUUGCUGGGUAGCACCUGCGUCCCCUCAUACAGCUGACUCCCAGCCCUUCCUAGAUCUGAUCUCCUCUGGGAAAAGACAACGUAGCCUUCCAUUUUAAAGAAAAUUUCUUUGUCUACUUAAGUUGGAAGUCUCAUUCUUUCACCUGAGAUUUUCUUUGUUUUCUUCCAGAUCAGGAAUGAAUGUUCCUUGCUGCUCCUAAAGAUAAUAUUAUUGUACUAAUUGUUCUGAUUAUUUCCAUUGUAAUUUUUAUCAAGAUCAUCAUGUUGAUAUUUUAGCUAGGGUUUUAAAUGCACAUUUAUUCCCAGUAUCUUCGUGUUUUCUCUUUAAUAUUUAAACUUAUUAUAUCUGUGAGUGUAUGAGUAGACAGGAAGGACACGCAGUGUCCAGUUUUGUUAAACAAGACAAAAAACAAAACAAAAGACAAAAAGGAAAGACCCAGGAAUUAGGAAAAUUGUUUCUGUCGUCUCUAGUCCACAAAGAGCUGUCAAGAAAGACCCACCACAAAACAAAAGUUUGAAGAGGAAUCAAGACCUUUUCUGUGCGCAGGCUGGACUGGACUCUUAACAACACAAUCACCAUUGACGUCAUACUCUCCCAGAGUCACAGUGGCCUGGGAAGAGUUGUGAGGUGGUACCUCCAGGCCCCACCCUCAGCUGUGGCUCUUUCCCACAUUCCCUGUGCUCUCGUGUGCUUCUAGAAUCUGCUAACUAGAUUCUUGGCCUGCUUCACAUCUGAUACUGACCUGUCAUGCAAAAGACAAGCCCUUCUGCCCAGAUGUCCUUUUCCCAUCAGUGCCCCGGAAGUGUGGCUCUAUCUCCCUCAGUGCAGAGACGGUUGUCUGUCCUAGAAGCCACUGGCUAGAAUGAGCGGAUGUAAGGGUGCAAGGCAGGUGGUACCUUCCCCUGGGCAACUUCAGCCUCAGUCCCCUCCUCCCACUCGCCAGCCAUACUGCCCACUUCUCCAAUCUCUUCUCCCUUACCCCUCCCGCCCCCCAGUACCUCUUCUCAGCGUGCAAUUCUAGGGACAAAACUAGGAGCCAAAAAAAGGUGGAGGGAUGGUAAGAGGCCAAAGGAGCACUGACGAAGUCAAGCAGCUCCUCCAACACUGGCAGGCAGGGCCUCCUGAAAGUGUCGGCCAGCAGAGGAGCACAGCAGGACCUCAAAGCCAUCCCUUUGGUGCACUAUGCCUAGUGUGUGAUGGGCUUUUUAAAAUUGGCUUGAGAUGCCCACACACUGCCCACCAAACCCAGAAGUACAGGCCUUAGGUUGAACUGCUGGUUUUACUGAGGCUUACCGAGGGUGAUGUCAGGCCGUGCCCAGCCCUGGUGCUGACCGGCAAACAGGAGUGCAUCCUCCCCUUGUCCCCCACCACCCUCCUCUUCAGGUCCCCAGCACAGAGCUGCAGAAUCAGAAGACCCCCCGUGUGUGAGGCCAGGCCCCUCGUGCACUCCGUAGCACUUGCCCAGAUCUCCCGUCCCUUCCUCCAGGCUCUGAGUCACCCCAGCAAAUCGGAUGAAUCAAAGCCUGCCCAUCCCUAGGACCAAGUUCUCUAAAGUAGAGGGAUGCCAACCUCAUCCUUGUUGAGACCAUAAAUGACCUAGAACAUCACCUGUUCUUCAACCACCUCUAGUUGAAGAAGCAUAGCAAAGCGGAAGAGGGGAAGGUUGAGAAGGACAGGUCAAGGAGAACCAUGUAGCUGUCCGUAGCCUCAGGAAGUCGGGGGGAUGUGCUUCUGCCCCGGGGGUUCUCGCUGAUGCAUCUGGGCGUGCACACCCGUGUUUCUGCACUUAGUGCCUCGUUCAUGGCGUUCUGGCUGUUUCCAAGGGAAGGUGAGCAGGCCGACCGGUGGGAGAGUCUGAGGCUUGAUGCCAGUUAAAACUGUGAAGUGGUGCAUGUGGUUGAUCGCGUUCAGAGGGCGAGGAAGGGUUGAGGCGAACCAACGGCUGUCUCCUGGACCGGAGCUGCGUUCUGGCCUUACUGGCGGUGAGGGGCUUGCGGGCUGGCCUUGCACUCUUCACCCUGGAAGAGUCGACCCGCCCGAACACCAGACUGUUGGAUGUAAGGAAGGGAAGGGGAGAUCAGCACAGCUGCCAACGGGCUGCUUUCCCUCGACCAGAUCUCUGGAAGGGCAAACACUCAUUUUUGAACAAGCUUAUGGUGGAGGAUUUGGGUUGUGUGAGUGUGUGUGUGUGUGAGUGGGGCAGACUUUCUUGGAAACUGGAGGAAGGAGAUGAGGAGGCUUAAGGAGUUACUGCUGACGGGCUGUGGUCGGUGAAACGAGGUGUGUCCUUGAGCUGACCCCAGCUUUCAUCCCAGGCCCUCUCGGGUGCUGGGACCAGGGGUCGGGGAGUGGGGCCCCCGCUGGCCUGCCCAGGAGCUGCUAGGACAGAUCAUAGAAAGAAGAUAACGAGGUGCUCUCAGGUAGCAGAGGGAAUUCAGCAGGGAGGUGAGGACCCUUUCCGCAGGCCUGGCCUGGGACUUCACGAUGCCAGCGUGAGCCAUUUUGCCAGGAAGCAUUCCGGCCCCGGAAGCACUUUGCACGCUGUUCUGGCUCCGCUGUGUCUCACCGACUUCAGAUGGGGAAGCCUCAAAACUGAACAGGCCAGAGCUGUCCUUAACAAAUUGGAAAGGAAGGUGUAACUGUUCCUUUCUUUAGCCAAAGAACCCUUCUCAAAGACACCUCCAGAUAGGGACAAAAUGGCAUUCCUCUUUCCGGGCAAUAAUGACAUCGUCAGCGAUGCGAUUCCAUGUGUCUCUCUUUGUCCUCUCUCCUGACUUGUAUUUAUUUAUUAUUAUUAUUGCAUUGAUUUCAAACUGCAUUCAUCUUUUAAGAGGAGAGGAGAUCAGUAACCCUAAAUGCUGCUGCUUGGGGAAGCUGGAGGCACCGGGAGAACACGUGGGCUUGACGGAUGGCGCGUUGUCCCAGAGACUGACCGAAGCUCGGGGGGUCGGGUGCACGCGGGGCUGCACUGGGCGUGUCAGUGCUUUCCCACUUUGAUGCCUUAGGACUCUCCCUCCUAAUCUCCACAGACUAGAGUCUGUCAAAUCCCAGUUGGGCUGCUAGAGAAUGGAAGAUGGCGAAACGACCCUUACACGCAAUAGAAACCUUCCAAAGGCUUUUGGCACCCUUGCACCCCAGGAUGGCCCAAGCCAGUAGCGGUCCCUCACAUCUCUCUCGCAGCUUCCAGAAGUUCAGGAGAGCCAGCUCCAAGCCAGUCGCCCCUGUGAUAUGUGUUGAGCGUUUACAGAGAAGUGAUCCUCCUGCAGAGGAUGCUUUGUCAGAGAUCUUCCUCAUUCCCUACAGGUCUCUGAGGGCCCCUACCCUAGACGGCUGCAUUGGAGCCGCGUGUUGGCUGUCACCCGUUUGCUAAAACAUGCAGUGUCCCUCCAGGAAGUUGGAGGCAGCAUUUGCUGAAUGCUUCCGGUUGCAGGGCCCCAGGCCAAGCCCCGGAUGAGCUUAUCUCAUGGGCCCCUCGUGGAUGCCCUCUUUACCCAUAGGAAGCAACGCUCUGAGAAAGCACGCUUGUUAAAGGAAAGGAAAUAUGACGGUGGUCCAAAAUCUCCCAAGUUUCUAGUGAAAUUUGUGUUAAUCAGGACUUCACUGAGAUACCAUUUUGUUCCGCUUUUUUAAUUAACAAUGAGUGGCUUCAUGCCUUUUGACAGACCAUCUAAUGAUACUUCUGUUUACCGUGUGCCAAACACUGUGCUCAAAACUGCUCACUGGUUAUCUUGUUUUGUUUAGUCUCCAUAAUAACGGUAUGAAAGGGGUCCCAUUUGUCCCUUUCCAGGUGAGGCAUGUGGCUUGGAGAGCUGGUGACAUGCCCAGGGUCACAUGGCUGGUGAGGGAGCGGGCCUUGAACCUGGGUCUGCCCAGCUCCAGAACUGAGCUCGCAGCCACCAGCCUCCUCGGCCACCUCCUGUGUGUGUGUGUGUGUGUGUGUGUGUGUGUGUGUGUGUGUGUAGUGUGUGUGCAAAGAAAAGCCUUGAAGGAAUGUCACCCCUCCCCAUCCCUGCCCCAUGCGUGCAACCCAGCAGAAGGUCUGAAUGAGAGGAAGCCCUGGAUUGGAUGUAAGCAGAAGGGGCAGAAUCCGUUUUACUUUUAGAGAAAAUCUUAGGGGAGUUUCUUUUGAUUCAUAGUAGAAUUCAUUUCCGAUUCCUUUCCAGUGUACCAACUAGCUUUAGUAGUGCUGCUACAACAAACUUAGGAGUGAAGAAAAAAAGUGUUCUUUUCUUCUUUUAAAAAAAAAUAAUAAAUUUUUUCUUGCUUAUAGUUAAUUCUAGAAAGGCAAUACUAAAGGUAUAUAUUUUUUUUAAAAUGCUAUUUUUUACUGCACUGAUAAAUAUCAUGACAACUCUGGUCUCUAUAAUCGAUCCACUCUUCAGCUCUGGGUAGAACCAGAUGCGGGAUUCACACCAAAUUUGUAAAUACCGUGUGUGGGUCUGGUGUCCAGGAACUUUUUUCUUUGUGUUAAAAAAAAAAGAGAGAGAGAGAGAGAAGGAGAAAAACCAAGAUGACUCUUAGAGGAACCAGAUAAGGGUUUCUUUGGAGAUACUCUUCUCAAAGAAAUGGAGAGAACAGUCAUGUAAACAGAAAAAUCAGCCAGCUUUUAGGGUAUAAAGAAGGAGAGUCUCUUGCCACAGUAUGAGAUUAAUAGUAAUGCAGAAGCAUUUUUAAUUUGGUUGAAAGUGACAAGAAUUUAGAAAUGCUUUAUGAUGAGAUUUUUAAUUUUUUAGAAAACUAUUACCAUGUGUUAUGAAACAUCUCCUCAGUUGUGUUGGGUGGGUUUUUGUUUCUUUUUUAUUUAAAAAAACAAAAAAAAAAAAAAAACAAAAAAAAAAACAAAAACUUCUCUAUUGACUGGCUCCAGGCUUGUUUGCCUCAAUUCUUAGGUAGUUUACACAAGUUCUAGAGCCUUCUAGAACUUUGACUCCAUUGGAAGCAAACCCAGCUAAUCAGAAUUUGAGAUCCUGGUUGGUUUCAAUAGGUAUUCUGGAAUUCUGACAGAAUACCUAAAGAUUUUUUUUAAAGAAGGUUUUAGAUACAUUAUCUUACACAAACUGUGACCUAAUGGCAAUAAUUACCUCAAAUGUGGGCAUUCAUCCUGGUUUUAGCCUUUUUUGAAAUCAUGUAGCCAGCUUGAUCUUGGGAUUUAAAAGACUAUGAACUCUGUGUGGGCUGAAAAUAAUGAUUAAUGCACACCCUGGUCAUUGUUGCUUAAGUGAAUUCUGAAAAUAGCUGAUCUUUACAUCAAAAAUUAAACCAAGGAAGAGAUUAUUCUUUGUGUGUUGUAAUGAAAUGUGAUAUUCAAAUGCACAUGUUAAGUAUAUAUGUUUUUAGCUACUGUAAAAUGCUGUUAGCCUUCUAAGAUAUCAAGAGAGCCACAUUUUAAAUGCGUAAACUAAGUAAUUGACUGUGGAUACUUAAGCAUAUUUCUGGCUACGUUUUAUAGUUAAAGUGUUUUAUAGUUUACAUUUGAACUGGUACUUUUUAAAGAAAAUUUCUGUUUCUAACUGACAUCUUCAGACCCCAGCAAUCGCCUCUUUAGUUGGAGGCCAUGCCCCUCCAAGGCAGGUGUUUUCUACCCAUACCAUUGUGUAGCCCAACAGAACGUUUCCCUCCACGUUACUUACUGGUUUCCAUGUGAACGCGAGAGAAUGUGAAAGGAUUUCUGGAUUGAGUGGGAAGGGGGUGAGUCUGUAGCCUGGGCCAGAUGUGAAGACCUCAUGCCUUGUUGUAUCAACGCUUGUCUCCAAAGAGGCCUUCUCUUUGACAUCCUGGAAGAGGCAGAGAGAACAGAUACCUGAUUCGUUGAUUUUGUCUUGAUCUGAAUGUUUAAUUUCUAUUGAUCCACUGACUUCCAGUCACCAGGCAGUAAAAGACACUGGGAUUUAGGCGGCCCUGAAGGUACAGCUGCUAUAUCUGGGCCCCUGGCAAUAUUCUGAUUGGUGUUUUGCAAGGGGGAGCCACCUCUCUGCCCACAUUCUUCGGCUGGGCUUUCCACAUACCUGCUGUCACUCAUUCCUUUUCUCCUUUAAAACAAAAUAAAUGCAAAAGGAUGUGUUUACUUUUUACUCUUUGUCAAACUCAGAUUUGAAGCCGAGGUCAGUGGGAGAGGGGACGCUAGAUUCCUCCCUUGAGACUGUUAAGUGCUGCUGAGCAGGGGACAGGCUGGGGAACCUAGGGGCAGCUGGGGGAGGAGUGUGGGUCAUUGAGACCCUCGAAGUAGAGAUGGUCCCUGUGACGCUUCAGAGAGUGGGCCCCACUGUCUCCUAGGAACAACCUAGAACAUGCUGGUUCCCCUAAAAGUUUUAGUUUGUUUCUUGUUUUCUCUCCUACAACAACCCAAGUGCAGAGGACCUGCUGUGAUAAAGGGCAUUCCGUUAGCAGAUUAAGACUUUGCAAACUGCAGGACGCCUGGGACCAGGGAACUGUUUGUGUGUGUUCAUUUGAAUGCAUUCGCGUUUUCCCUGUGACCUCUGUGGACCGUACUUUCUCAUGACAGGUUCUUGUAAGAAACAUUAGGGUAAAAAAAAAAAAAUUUUUUUUUUUAAUCUCACUCUUCCUAAUAAUACUCCUGUUUUCCCUCUGUUUGGUCUUUUCCUUUGCUUGAAACUCAUCAAAUUAAUUUUAUGUCAUUGUCUUUGGGGCUUAACCGUAUGUUUAAAAACUAGAAGCAUAGAAAUUAGCUUCAAAAAAAAAAAAAAGGAGAAAAAAAGAAG